Messenger RNA from Balearica regulorum gibbericeps (East African grey crowned-crane), 888 nucleotides. NCBI's taxonomy places the organism in Eukaryota, Metazoa, Chordata, Aves, Gruiformes, Gruidae. The record is from RefSeq and is a predicted model, not a curated record.
GCGCCGGGGCGCUGCGUUCCCUACGCGGUCAUCGAAGGCGUAGUGCGGUCCGUUAAGGAGACGCUGAGCAGCCAGUUUGUGGAGAACUGCAAGGGCGUCAUUCAGAGGCUGACGCUGCAGGAGCAUAAGAUGGUGUGGAACCGAACCACCCACCUCUGGAACGACUACGAGAAGAUCAUCCACCAGAGAACCAACACCACCCCCUUCGACCUGGUCCCUCUGGAGGAAGGUGCCGGUGUCACCGUCAGGGUGAUGAAGCCGCUGGACGCCGCCGAGCUCAGCCUGGAGACAGUGUACGAAAAGUUUCACCCCUCCGUCCAGUCCUUCACUGACGUCAUCGGCCAUUACAUCAGCGGAGAGCGCCCGAAGGGAAUCCAGGAGACGGAGCAGAUGCUGAAGGUGGGCACGGCGCUGACGGGGGUGGGAGAGCUCGUCCUGGAUAACACCACGAUCAAGCUGCAGCCCCCGAAGCAGGGCCUGCCCUACUACCUCAGCGGCGUGGAUUUCGACUCCUUGCUGCAGAAACAAGAAUCGAAUGUCCGGUUCUGGAAAAUCCUCACCGUCGUUUUCGGUUUUGCCACCUGCGCCGUCCUCUUCUUCAUCCUACGGAAGCAGUACCGGCAUCACCGAGACAGGCGGCACCUCAAACAAAUGCAGGAUGAAUUCCGGCAGGCCCAGGAGCGACUGAUGCGCGAAAUGAAAGCGGAAGGCGGAGAGACGCUCAAAAACGCCUGCGUCAUCUGUUUGAGCAACACCAAAUCCUGCGUCUUCCUGGAGUGCGGGCACGUUUGCUCAUGCAGCGAGUGCUACCGGGCCCUCCCCGAGCCCAAAUGGUGCCCGAUCUGCCGGCAGGCCAUCUCCCGGGUGGUUCCCUUGUACAACAGUUAA